AUGAUCUUCAGUGACUGGGGCCCAGAUGAGGGCACCUGUCCCUCGGGAUCAAAACCGCCAAGUCAUCAAUCGGGCUUGGCAGCACGGGCUGAGCCAUCACUCCCCACCGGCCAUGAUAGGGUUUCUCUGAUCCCUUUCUCCCUCUUUCUCCCAGCCCCCUCUACCCCGGACCCCCUUGACCGAGACUUCAGUUGGGAACAGCUAUGGGAACUGGAAAGACAGUUCAAGUUGGAGCCAUACCCAGACCUCGAGGCUCGAAGGGUCCUGGCCACCAGACUCAACCUGAAGGAGGAACAAGUUAAGACUUGGUUCAUCCAGCGUUCCUUGGAGCAGGAGAUGCGCCCUCGCAUUGCCAGGCUACAGCAGUCUGUCCGUCCUAACACCUCUCGCUGUGAGUCCCACAAAGCCCACUGCUGCCGGCCACCGAGCUGGCGGUUCAGGCUCAUUCCCAUUAAUUCCUCAGAGUCUUCAACCCGCUGUGAGCACAGUUGCUGA
Molecule: messenger RNA, 495 nt
Organism: Peromyscus californicus insignis
Lineage: Eukaryota; Metazoa; Chordata; Mammalia; Rodentia; Cricetidae
Product: homeobox protein Hox-D1-like
Exons: 3
Coding region: 1-495 (164 amino acids)
Biological process (GO): regulation of DNA-templated transcription
Cellular component (GO): nucleus
Molecular function (GO): transcription cis-regulatory region binding
Source: RefSeq, a predicted model, not a curated record